AUGGCAACAACGCAAGCCCCGCCCCCGCCGCGCCGCGGCUCGACGCUGCACGUCGCCGACCCGCAGACGCUCGCCAUCCAGAAGGACGACGGCACCGUCCUCCGCGCGACGCGCACCGACCUGCUCAACCACACGCCGGCGGCGCACGCGCUCGUCGUCGAGGCCAUUGUGCAGGCGCCGCUGCCUGUGCCUAGAGUUCCGCGCGCCGCUGCGCCGAAGCCGUAA
Messenger RNA from Vanrija pseudolonga, 225 nucleotides. RefSeq lists its product as uncharacterized. NCBI's taxonomy places the organism in Eukaryota, Fungi, Basidiomycota, Tremellomycetes, Trichosporonales, Trichosporonaceae. The coding region runs from base 1 to 225 and encodes 74 amino acids. The record is from RefSeq and is a predicted model, not a curated record. The transcript has a single exon.